Molecule: messenger RNA, 2429 nt
Organism: Physella acuta
Lineage: Eukaryota; Metazoa; Mollusca; Gastropoda; Physidae
Product: sodium-independent sulfate anion transporter
Biological process (GO): sulfate transmembrane transport
Cellular component (GO): membrane
Molecular function (GO): secondary active sulfate transmembrane transporter activity
Source: RefSeq, a predicted model, not a curated record
GUCUUCCUUGUAGAACCGCAGAAUACAAUUCUCAUUCCUCACGCACCAACAACUGAACAACCCGCACUGUUGUCGUGUUAUUGUGAGGCUUUAGUUACAGCUGUAGGGCCUAUAGUUACCUCUGGUGGUGUGGUAGUCACUACAAGAUGGUGUUUAACGUCGAGGAUUCAACGGUUGACCAACAGGUGGUGAACAGACUUUCAGAACCGACCGUAAUCGAUCUGCUUCACGUGAAUUCUUCAAUGGGAACUCCUGCUUCCAAUGGCUACUUGGACAAGAAAAGGGGAGAUGACAAGGGCAAUAACCCAGAUAUUGAAGGGGCAGGGGAGAUAAAUCCAGCGUCCAUCAAACACCAUGUGAAACAAUGUUGCCAGGAGACGUUUACCUUGGAGAAUGUACUCAACAAGUUUCCCAUAGUCAAAUGGUUGCCCAAAUACAGGUGCAACACAUUCCAGUGUGAUCUGAUUGCUGGGCUGACAGUGGGGCUGACGGUGAUACCCCAGGGGCUGGCGUAUGCUCAGGUGGCCAACCUGCCCCCACAGUAUGGGCUGUACUCAGCCUUUGUUGGCUGCUUUGUCUACUGUUUCCUGGGCACCUCCAAGGACAUCACCCUGGGGCCAACGGCCAUCUUGUCCCUGAUGACCGCCACCUUCGGGACAGCCGUGUCCCCUGACCUGCCUGGAGGGGGGAAGGACCCCACGAUGACCAUUGUGCUGACCCUCAUAUCAGGAAUCAUCCAGCUAGUCAUGGGCAUUUUAAAACUAGGUAUCCUAGUCAACUUUAUAUCAUAUCCUGUCAUUAAUGCUUUCACCUCUGCUGCUGCCAUCACCAUAGGUUUUGGACAGGUCAAGAACAUCCUAGGGUUGAAGCACAUACCUGACAACUUUCUAGAGAUGGUUUACUACACCUUCAAGAAGAUUCCAGAAACAAAGAUCUGGGACAUGACGAUGGGUCUGGUGUCGCUGGUCGUUGUGAUCCUAAUGAAGAAGAUGCGGGAAAUCAAAUGGGCAGACGCUAACGACCCUGACAGAUCAAUCUCUAUACCUAAGUUGAUAUUCAGAAAAGCUUUGUGGAUCAUUGGCACAGCCUCCAAUGCGAUCGUGGUAAUCUCGGCUGCUGGGAUUGUGGCUAUCUUAGAGAGUCAGGGGGUGGCUAAUGGCACCAUCAGCAUCACUGGACACAUCAAGCCUGGCAUGCCCACUGUGUCCUUCCCCAAGUUUGAGAUUGACAAUGGCAACGUCACCAUGUCUGCCGCAGAUAUUUUCUCUAAACUUGGCUCUGGACUGGGAAUUGUUCCUCUGCUGGCUUUAGUAGAAACCAUGGCCAUUGGAAAAGCUUUUGCCAGAGCCAACAACUACAAGAUUGACCCCACCCAGGAGCUCCUGGCCAUUGGUGCAUCAAACAUCAUCAGCUCAUUCUUCCAGUCCUAUCCCAUCACAGGUAGUUUUUCUAGAACUGCCGUCAACUCCCAGAGUGGUGUGAAGACUCCCAUGGGCGGGAUAUGGACUGGCGGGCUGGUGAUCCUGGCCCUGUGUGUACUGACCCCAUGGUUUUACUACAUCCCAAAGUCAGCUCUCGCAGCUGUUAUCAUCGCAGCCGUGGUACCAAUGGUGGAGUAUCACAUGGUGAGGAAGCUGUGGAGAGCUAACAAAUGGGACUUGGUGCCAUAUACCAUCACUUUUAUCUGCUCCUUGCUGGUGGGGAUUGAGUAUGGUAUUUUAAUUGGGAUUGGAGUCUCGCUGUUCAUGCUUCUCUACCCUACAGCUCGUCCUAAGGUCAAGUACACAUCUAGGCAAGGUUACCUCAUAGUUACACCUAUGCAAGGCCUCAACUUUCCAGGUGCUGAGUUCUUGGAGAUCCAGAUUUUUGAGAAAGCUGUAGAAAGUUCAAAACCUAAAAUCAUCAUCUUCAACAUGGAGCACCUGACUGACCUUGACUUUACAGCUGUCCAGUCACUCAAAACUCUGACCACAGAUUGUGAGCGCCACGCCAUGAAGCUGAUUCUAGCCAAUGGGCAGCCACAAGUAAAUAGUCAAGUUCAAGCAGCCGCCAUUAAAAACCUGACAUUAGUGAACACAGUAAGGGAGGCAAUGGAUGAAAACUGUUUGCAAGAUGGAAAUACACCUGCUGUGAUUGGGAAUGAUGAGGAACCAUACAUGAGCCAUCUUUGAACUAUACGUGAGCCAUCUUUUAACCAUACAUGAGCCAUCUCUGAACCAUACAUGAGCCAUCUCUGAACCAUACAUGAGCCAUCUGUGAAACAUGCGUGAGCCAUCUUUGAACUAUACUGAGCCAUAUUUGAACCACUUGUGAAUUAUCUAGGCUAUGAGUUUUCACCUGAAUGAAUAUUCUUUUAGCCACUUCUCAGUCUUUUGCCACUCAUGGCUCAGUCAUAUCUGAGAAAUGGCUCAGUCAUGUGUGAGUCAUGG